ACCUUCUAUGCCUCAGACUAGGUGUAAAGACUUAGGAGCAUUUGUUAGGAAAGGAUUUGGAGCUUAAAAAUACGGCGCUGUGAUUUUCAACAUAAAGACCACAAACAGCGCUAGAGCACAAGAAGUAUUUAAAACAUAUCACAUUCCUCAGAAGUUGGGGGACUACAAAGUCCAAGUCGUCCAGUCCUGCCUGCUGAGACUGUUCGCGCUUCCGCCCUGUACAAACCCGGGCAGGCGACCAGAAGAGACGAAUUUCAGCUGCAGAAGAGGAAGAGCAUCACCUGCAGUCCGAGGCGUGGGAAACGAACCGCUACCCGACGGGAUUCGUGCGCCCUGGAGGUGCUCGCCACGGGGGCCGGGGCUGCUCCGGUGCUGGGCGCGAGGGAGGACAGCGCUCUGCGGAGCCCCGAGGACACGGGGGUGGGGGGUGGGAGAGGGACAGACUUUUCACCGUGGGGACGGUUGCCGCCGGAGAGAUCGCUGCGGUGGGGAGCCCGCGGCAGCCCGGGCGUCCGCAGCUGCCACAGGCGGGGAGGCAGGCCGGAGCGGGUGAACCCCUACAGUGCGGUGGAGCCGGGGAGCCGGGGGCGAGGCGGGGCGCUGACGUCACCUCCCCUCCCCCAGCGGCUCCUGGAGGGAGGAGUGGGGAAAGAGGCAGAGAUCCGCCGCAGCUGCCGGCCGUAAGUCCUCAAGUCAGUCGGCGGCUGGCUGCCUGGGCAUGUUCUGAGAAACUUGGCGUCCCCGCGGCCCUCGGCGCAGCCCCGCGCUCUCUCUCGGCCACCUCUUCUGGUUCUCAACUUUCCCCCGGUCGGAAGCCACUGGAGAUGCGCCCACCUGGGUCCCGACAGCGCCGGUGGAUCGCACUGUGGUUGGGGAUAUGCUGAAGAUCCGAGGGAAGCAAAGUUGGGACUUCCAGCCCGGCUCUUAACAAAUUCCCAAACCGCGUGGGGAAUUGUCCAACUGCCGGGUGCCGGAAGGAAGGGCCCCGGAGACUAGGCUACGAGGGGAAAUGGUGCCCAGGGAGGGCGCCGUGGGGACCGCGUGAUCUGCAGUGGCGCAGCGCCCUCUAGUCCAAGCCACCGGCACGACGCGCUCCUAGCUGGAAUCCGCGCGGACAGGGAACUUGGACCUGCCAGCACUCGAGCGCCGGCCGGAGCUCCGCACCCCAGCCUUCACUUACCCCCACCCGGACCACACUUUAUGCGCUUUCAGAGUCAGCUCGAGUGAACCGGGUUGCAGAGGCGGUGCUUGAGGAAAAGAGGCUUUCGGGGGGAACAGCCCUUCUUCCACUUAUUUUCCUCCAGCCUCUGGGGACAAGGUUAGGGAAGAUGUACUAUUUAGAGGAUGUAUGCGGAACUUGAACUUCGUUUCUCUUUAUGUGAAGGAAACUCGCUCGUCGCCAAAAAGGUGGCUGGGAGUUGACAAUGGGGAGACACUUGGCCUUGCUUCUGCUUCUGCUCCUCCUGCUCCAGCAUUUUGGAGAUAGUGAUGGAAGCCAGAGACUUGAACCAACUCCUUCUAUACAGUUUACACAUUUCCAGUACAAUGUCACUGUGCACGAGAACUCUGCAGCCAAAACCUAUGUUGGCCAUCCUAGGAAAAUGGGCAUUUAUAUCACAAACCCUUCAUGGGAAUUAAGGUACAAAAUUGUCUCAGGAGACAACGAAAACCUGUUUAAAGCUGAAGAGUACAUCCUUGGAGACUUUUGCUUUCUAAGAAUAAGGACCAAAGGAGGAAAUACAGCUAUUCUUAAUAGAGAAGUGAGAGACCACUACAUAUUGCAAAUCAAAGCAGUUGAGAAAAACACUAAUGCUGAGGCACGAACAAAGGUCAGGGUACAAGUGCUGGAUACAAAUGACUUAAGGCCAUUGUUCUCCCCAACGUCUUACAGUGUUUCCUUACCCGAGAACACAGCCAUAAGGACCAGUAUUGCAAGAGUCAGUGCUACAGAUGCAGACAUAGGAACCAAUGGAGAAUUCUACUACAGUUUUAAAGACCGAACUGACAUGUUUGCUAUUCAUCCAACUAGUGGCGUGGUGGUUCUAACUGGCAGGCUUGAUUUCCUAGAGACCCGGCUCUAUGAGCUGGAGAUCCUUGCUGUGGACCGGGGAAUGAAAUUGUAUGGCAGCAGUGGGAUUAGCAGCAUGGCCAAGCUCACCGUUCAUGUGGAACAGGCCAAUGAGUGCGCUCCUGCGAUAACCGCAGUGACAUUAUCACCCUCUGAGCUGGACCAGGACCCAACGUACGCAAUUGUCACUGUGGACGACUGUGACCAGGGUGCCAAUGGAGAGAUAGCUUCUUUGAGCAUUGUGGCAGGUGAUCUCCUUCAACAGUUUAAAACCGUGAGGUCCUUUCCAGGGAGUAAAGAGUUCAAAGUCAAAGCCAUAGGGGGCAUCGAUUGGGAUAGCCAUCCUUUUGGCUACAAUCUGACACUACAGGCUAAAGAUAAAGGAACUCCUCCCCAGUUCUCUUCUGUGAAAGUUAUUCACGUCAUUUCUCCACAGUUCAGAGCUGGGCCAGUCAGAUUUGAAAAGGAUGUUUACAGAGCUGAGAUAAGCGAAUUUGCUCCUCCUCACACACCUGUGGUCAUGGUCCAAGCCAUUCCUAGUUACUCCCAUUUGAGGUAUGCUUUUAAAAGUACACCUGGAAAAGCUAAACUCAGUUUAAAUCACAACACAGGUCUCAUUUCCAUUUUAGAACCCAUUAAAAGACAGCAGGCAUCCCAUUUUGAACUUGAAGUGACAACGAGUGACAGGAAAGCUUCGACCAAAGUCGUGGUAAAAGUCCUAGGUGCAAACAGCAACCCCCCUGAAUUUACCCAGACAGCGUACAGAGCAUCGUUUGAUGAGAAUGCGCCCAUUGGUACUACCGUCCUGAGUGUGAGCGCAGUAGACCCCGAUGAGGGUGAAAAUGGCUAUGUGACUUACAGUAUUGCAAACUUAAAUCACGUGCCAUUUGUUAUUGACCACUUCACUGGUGCUGUGAGUACUGCUGAAAACUUGGACUAUGAACUGAUGCCUCGGGUUUAUACUCUGAGGAUUCGUGCAUCAGACUGGGGCUUGCCCUACCGCCGGGAAGUUGAAGUCCUUGCCACGAUUACUCUCAAUAACCUGAAUGACAAUACCCCUUUGUUUGAGAAAAUAAAUUGUGAAGGAACAAUUCCCAGAGACUUCGGUGUAGGGGAGCAGAUAACGACCGUCUCUGCUAUUGAUGCCGACGAGCUGCAGUUGGUACGGUACCAGAUUGAAGCUGGAAAUGAGCUGGAUUUGUUCAGCUUAAACCCCAGCUCUGGGGUACUGUCAUUAAAACAGUCACUCAUGGAUGGCUUGGGUGCAAAGGUCUCUUUUCUUAGUCUGAGAAUUACAGCUACAGAUGGAGAAAAUUUUGCCACGCCAUUCUAUAUCAACCUAACUGUGGCUGCCAGUCGCAAGUCAGUAAACUUGCAAUGUGAAGAGACUGGUGUGGCCAAAAUGCUGGCAGAGAAACUCCUGCAGGCCAAUAAAUUACACAGUCAGGGGGAAGUGGAGGAUUUCUUCUUUGAUUCUCACUCUGUCAAUGCCCAUGCCCCACAGUUUAGGCGUACUCUUCCCACUGGUAUUGAGGUAAAGGAGAACCAUCCUGUGGGUGCCAGUAUAAUUUUCAUGAAUGCUACUGACCUUGACUCUGGUUUCAAUGGAAAACUGGUCUAUGCUAUUUCUGGGGGAAAUGAUGAUAGCUGCUUUAUUAUUGACAUGGAAACAGGAGUGUUAAAAAUUUUAUCUCCACUUGACCGUGAAGUGACGGAAAGAUACACCCUGAAUAUUACUGUGUAUGACUUGGGCAUACCACAGAGGGCUGCUUGGCAUCUUCUAGAUGUCACUGUGCUGGAUGCCAAUGAUAACCCACCUGAGUUUUUACAGGAGAGUUAUUUUGUUGAAGUGAGUGAAGACAAGGAGAUAAACAGUGAAAUCAUCCAGGUUGAAGCCACUGAUAAAGAUCUUGGUCCUAGUGGACAAGUGACAUACUCUAUUCUCACAGACACAGAUAAGUUUUCAGUUGACAGCAUGACUGGUGUGGUGAAAAUUAUACAACCUUUGGAUCGUGAGGUACAGCAUGUGCAUUACUUAAAGAUUGAGGCCAGGGACCAGGCCACAGAAGAACCUCAGUUGUUCUCCACUGUGCUGUUGAAAGUAUCACUAGAUGAUGUUAAUGACAAUCCACCCAAGUUCAUUCCACCCAAUUACCGUGUGAAAGUUCGAGAAGAUCUGCCAGAAGGAACCAUAAUCAUGUGGUUAGAAGCUUAUGAUCCUGAUGUAGGUCAGUCUAGUCAGGUGAGAUACAGUCUUCUGGACCACGGAGAAGGCCACUUUGAUGUGGAUAAACUCAGCGGAGCAGUUAGAAUUGUACAGCAACUGGACUUUGAGAAGAAGCAAGUGUAUAAUCUCACUGUCAGGGCCAAAGACAAAGGGAAGCCCGUGUCUCUGUCCUCCACUUGCUAUGUGGAGGUCGAGGUAAUUGAUGUGAAUGAGAACUUACACUCGCCAGUGUUUUCCAGCUUCGUGGAGAAGGGUGUAGUGAAAGAAGAUGUCCUUAUCGGCUCAUCAGUAAUGACGGUGUCAGCCCAUGAUGAGGACACUGGCAGAGAUGGAGAGAUCCGGUACUCCAUCAGAGAUGGUUCUGGUGUUGGUGUUUUCAGGAUAGAUGAGGAAACAGGUGUUAUAGAGACUUCAGAUCGACUAGAUCGAGAAUCAACCUCCCACUACUGGCUCACCGUCUAUGCAACGGAUCAGGGUGUUGUGCCCCUGUCAGCCUUCAUAGAGGUCUACAUAGAAGUUGAGGAUGUCAAUGACAAUGCACCCCAGACUUCAGAGCCUGUUUAUUAUCCAGAAAUAAUGGAAAAUUCACCCAAGGAUGUAUCUGUGGUCCAGAUUGAGGCAUUUGACCCCGAUUCUAGCUCUAAUGACAAACUGACAUACAAAAUUACAAGUGGAAAUCCACAAGGAUUCUUCUCAAUACAUCCUAAAACAGGUCUCAUCACAACUACAUCGAGGAAACUAGACCGAGAGCAGCAAGGAGAACACAUAUUAGAAGUUACUGUGACAGACAAUGGAACACCCCCCAAAUCUACCAUUGCAAGAGUAAUUGUCAAAAUCCUUGAUGAAAAUGAUAACAAACCUCAGUUCCUGCAGAAGUUCUACAAAAUCAGGCUUCCUGAGCGAGAAAAACUAGAACGAGAAAGAAACGCCAAGCGAGAGCCCUUGUACCGGGUCAUAGCUACAGAUAAAGAUGAAGGAUCCAAUGCAGAAAUCUCCUACAGCAUAGAGGAAGGAAACGAGCAUGGGAAAUUUUUCAUUGAGCCCAAAACUGGAGUGGUUUCAUCCAAAAAGUUCUCUGCAGCUGGAGAAUAUGAUAUUCUUUCAAUUAAAGCAGUUGACAAUGGGCGUCCUCAGAAGUCAUCAACCACCAGACUCCAUAUUGAGUGGAUCUCCAAACCCAAACCAUCCUUGGAGCCAAUUUCAUUUGAAGAAUCCUUUUUCACAUUUACUGUAAUGGAAAGUGAUCCAGUGGCUCACAUGAUCGGGGUGCUGUCAGUGGAGCCUCCCGGCACACCUCUGUGGUUUGAAAUCAUUGGUGGCAACUAUGACAGUCACUUUGAUGUCGACAAGGGCACCGGGACCAUCAUUGUUGCCAAACCCCUGGAUGCAGAGCAGAAGUCCAGCUAUAACCUCACAGUGGAGGCUACAGACGGAACCACCACUAUCCUCACUCAGGUAUUCAUCAAAGUAAUAGAUACAAAUGACCACCGUCCUCAGUUUUCUACAUCAAAAUAUGAGAUUGUUAUUCCUGAAGACACAGUGCCAGAAACCGAGAUUCUGCAAAUCAGUGCAGUGGAUAAGGAUGAGAAAAACAAACUAAUCUACACUCUACAGAGCAGCAUAGACCCACUGAGCCUCAAGAAAUUCCGUCUUGAUCCCACAAGUGGCUCGCUCUACACUUCUGAAAAACUAGAUCAUGAAGCCAUUCAGCAACAUGUCCUCACAGUCAUGGUCCGGGAUCAGGAUGUCCCUGUAAAACGCAACUUUGCAAGAAUCCUGGUCAAUGUCAGUGACAUGAAUGACCAUGCCCCUUGGUUCACCAGCUCCUCCUAUGAAGGGCGAGUCUACGAAUCGGCAGCUGUGGGCUCAGUUGUGGUGCAGGUUACAGCCCUGGACAAAGACAAAGGGGAAAACGCUGAAGUGCUUUACUCCAUUGAGUCAGGAAAUAUUGGAAAUUCUUUUACAAUUGAUCCCAUCCUGGGAUCUAUAAGAACUGCCAGAGAAUUAGAUCGAAGUAACCAAGUGGAAUACGAUUUAAUGGUAAAAGCUACUGAUAAAGGCAAUCCACCGAUGAGUGAAAUGACUUCUGUGCAUAUCGUUGUCACUGUCGCUGAUAACGCCUCUCCUAAGUUCUCAUCGAAAGAAUACUCAGCUGAAAUCAGCGAGGCCCUCAGGGUUGGCAGCUUUGUUGGAAUGGUUUCAGCUCACAGUCAGUCAUCAGUGAUAUAUGACAUAAGAGAUGGAAAUGUAGGUGAUGCGUUUGAUCUUAACCCACAUUCUGGAAGUAUCAUCACCAAGAAAGCCUUGGAUUUUGAAACUUUACCCAUGUAUACAUUGACAAUACAAGGUACCAACAUGGCGGGUUUGUCUACCAAUACAACUGUUCUAGUGCAUCUACAGGACGAGAAUGACAACCAACCCAUUUUCAUGCAGGCGGAAUAUUCAGGACUCAUUAGCGAAGCGGCUUCACCCAACAGUGUGGUUCUAACAGACAGAAAUGUCCCACUAGUGAUUCGAGCAACUGAUGCUGAUAGGGAGUCCAAUGCUCGACUUGUUUAUCACAUCGUCGAGCCAUCCUUGCACAAGUAUUUUGCUAUUGAUUCCAGUACUGGUGCUAUUCAUACAGUACUAAGUUUGGACUAUGAAGAGACACGUGUUUUUCACUUCACCGUGCAAGUGCAUGACAUGGGGACUCCACGUUUGUUUGCUGAAUAUGCAGCUAAUGUGACUGUACAUGUAAUUGACAUCAAUGACUGCGCUCCUGUGUUCUCCAAAUCGUUAUAUGAAACGUCUCUUCUGUUACCAACAUAUAAAGGAGUAAAAGUCAUCACAGUAAAUGCCACAGAUGCUGAUUCCAGAGCAUUCUCACAGUUGAUAUACUCCAUCACCGAAGGCAACAUCGGGGACAAGUUUGCUGUGGACUGUGAGACUGGAGCUAUAACAAUACAAAACACAACUCAGUUACGAAGCCGCUAUGAGCUAACCGUUCGCACUUCUGAUGGAAGAUUUACCAGCUUCACUUCUGUGAAAAUCAAUGUGAAAGAAAGCAAAGAAAGUCCACUCAAGUUUACCCAAGAUUUCUACUCUGCAACUGUGAAGGAGAACUCCACGGAAGCCAAAACAUUAGCGGUCAUCACCGCUGUCGGGAACCCAAUCAAUGAGCCCUUGUUCUACCACAUCCUCAACCCAGACCGCAGAUUUAAAAUCAGCCGCACUUCGGGAGUGCUGUCAACCACUGGAAUACCAUUUGAUCGUGAGCAGCAGGAGGCAUUCGAUGUGGUUGUAGAGGUGACAAAAGAACACGAGCCUUCAACAGUGGCCCAUGUGGUCGCGAAGGUCACUGUAGAGGACCAGAAUGACAAUGCACCAGUGUUUGUCAACCUUCCCUACUAUGCUGUUGUGAAGGUGGAUUCUGAGGUAGGCCAUGUCAUCCGCUACGUUACUGCCAUAGACAGAGACAGUGGCCGAAAUGGGGAAGUGCACUACUACCUUAAGGAGCAUCACGACCACUUUCAAAUUGGACCCUUGGGUGACAUUUCUCUGAAAAAGCAAUUUGAACUUGACACCUUAAAUAAAGAAUAUCUUGUCACGGUGGUAGCAAAAGAUGGAGGAAGCCCAGCUUUCUCAGCUGAAGUUCUGGUUCCCAUCACUGUUAUGAACAAAGCCAUGCCUGUGUUUGAAAAGGCUUUCUACAGUGCAGAGAUUCCAGAGAAUAUCCAGGUGCACAGCCCGGUGGUCCACGUACAAGCCAACAGCCCAGAAGGGCUAAAAGUGUUCUAUAGCAUCACAGAUGGAGACCCUUUCAGUCAGUUUACUAUUAACUUCAAUACUGGAGUGAUAAAUGUCAUAGCUUCUCUGGAUUUUGAGUCCCACCCAGCAUACAAACUGAGCGUACGUGCCACUGACUCCUUGACCGGCACCCAUGCAGAAGUGUUUGUUGACAUCAUAGUAGAAGACAUCAAUGAUAACCCUCCUGUAUUUGUUCAGCAGUCUUAUGCCACAGCUCUGUCUGAAGCAUCUGUAAUUGGAACAUCUGUUGUUCAAGUUAGAGCAACAGAUUCUGAUUCAGAACCAAAUAGAGGAAUUUCCUACCAGAUGUUUGGAAAUAAUAGCAAGAGUCAUGAUCAUUUUCACAUAGAUAGUAACACAGGUCUCAUUUCAUUAGCCAGAACUUUGGAUUAUGAGACGUUCCAGCAACAUAAGAUAUUUGUAAGAGCUGUUGAUGGUGGCAUGCCCCCAUUGAGUAGCGACAUGAUUGUCAUUGUGGAUGUCACUGACCUCAAUGAUAAUCCACCUCUGUUUGAUCAUCAAAUUUAUGAAGCCAAAAUUAGUGAGCAUGCUGCUCAUGGGCAUUUUGUGACAUGCGUAAAAGCCUGGGACGCAGACAGGUCAGAUGUAGACAAGCUGGAAUAUUCCAUUCUGUCUGGCAAUGAUCAUAAAAACUUUGUCAUCAACAGUGAAACAGGGAUUAUCACGCUCUCAAACCUGCGCCGGCACACACUGAAGCCAUUUUACAGUCUUAAUGUUUCCGUGUCAGAUGGGGUUUUUAGGAGUUCGGCUCAGGUUCACGUGACUGUAAUUGGAGGCAAUUUGCACAGUCCUGUUUUUCUUCAGAAUGAGUAUGAAGUGGAACUAGCUGAAAACGCUCCCUUACAUACCCUGGUGGUUCAGGUAAAGGCAACAGAUAGAGAUUCUGGUAUUUAUGGUCACAUCACUUACCAUAUUGUAAAUGACUUUGCUAAAGACAGGUUUUAUACAAAUGACAGAGGGCAGAUAUUCACUUUGGAAAAACUUGAUCGAGAGACCCCAGCAGAGAAAGUAAUCUCGAUCCGUUUAAUGGCUAAGGAUGCUGGAGGGAAAGUUGCUUUCUGCACCAUUAAUGUCAUCCUUACAGACGACAAUGAUAAUGCACCACAGUUUCGCGCAAUCAGGUAUGAAGUGAACAUUGGAUCCAGUGCUGCCAAAGGGACGUCAGUCAUUAAAGUUUUUGCAAGUGAUGCGGAUGAGGGAUCCAAUGCCGAUGUCACCUAUACCAUUGAGGCAGAUUCUGAAAGUGUCAAGGAAAAUUUAGAAAUUAACAAACUGACUGGUGUCAUUACCACAAAGGAAAGUUUAAUUGGCUUAGAAAAUGAGAUCUUCACUUUCUUUGUUCGAGCUGUGGAUAAUGGGUCUCCACCAAAAGAAUCUGUUGUUCCUGUCUAUGUUAAAAUACUUGCACCAGAAAUACAGCUUCCGAGGUUUUCAGAGCCAUUUUAUACCUAUACAGUUUCAGAAGAUGUGCCAAUUGGGACAGAAAUCGACCUCAUCAGGGCAGAGCAUAGCGGCACUGUUCUUUACAGCCUUGUCAAAGGGAAUACUCCCGAAAGUAAUAGAGAUGAGUUCUUUGUGAUUGACAAGCAGAGUGGGAGACUGAAAUUGGAGAAGAGUCUGGACCAUGAGAGCACUAAGUGGUACCAGUUUUCCAUUCUGGCCAGGUACACUCUUGAUGACUAUGAGGUAGUGGCUUCUGUAGAUGUAAGUAUCCAGGUGAAAGAUGCAAAUGAUAACAGCCCGGUUUUGGAGUCCAAUCCGUAUGAGGCAUUUAUUGUUGAAAAUUUGCCAGGGGGAAGUAGAGUGAUCCAGAUCAGGGCAUCUGACCUAGAUUCAGGAACCAAUGGCCAAGUGAUGUACAGUCUAGAUCAGUCCCAAAGUGCAGAUGUCAUCGAUUCCUUUGCCAUUAAUAUGGAAACAGGCUGGAUUACGACUCUCAAGGAACUUGAUCAUGAAGAGAGAGACAAUUACCAGAUUAAAGUGGUUGCAUCAGAUCAUGGUGAAAAGGUUCAGCUGUCCUCCACGGCCAUCGUGGAUGUUACUGUUACUGAUGUCAAUGACAGUCCACCAAGAUUCACAGCCGAGAUUUAUAAAGGGACCGUGAGUGAGGAUGAUCCUCCGGGGGGAGUCAUUGCCAUCUUAAGUACCACUGAUGCUGAUUCUGAGGAGAUCAACAGACAAGUGACAUAUUUCAUAACAGGAGGAGAUGCUUUGGGUCAGUUUGCUGUUGAAAAUAUACAAGGUGAAUGGAAGGUCUAUGUGAAGAAACCACUAGACAGGGAACAAAAGGACAGUUACCUUCUGACCAUCACAGCAACUGAUGGGACCUUCUCUUCAAAAGCUAUAGUUGAAGUGAAAGUUCUUGAUGCAAAUGACAACAGUCCAGUUUGUGAAAAGAUUCUGUAUUCCGACACCAUUCCUGAAGACGUCCUUCCUGGGAAGCUGGUCAUGCAGGUCUCCGCCACAGAUGCAGACAUCCGGUCCAAUGCUGAGAUCACUUACACUUUAUUUGGUUCAGGUGCAGAGAAAUUCAAACUAAAUCCAGACACAGGUGAACUGAAAACGUUAGCUCUCCUUGAUCGUGAAGAGCAAGCAGUUUAUAAUCUUCUAGUCAAGGCCACAGAUGGAGGAGGAAGAUCCUGUCAGGCUAAUAUUGUGCUCACAUUGGAAGAUGUGAAUGAUAAUGCCCCUGAAUUCACUGCGGAUCCUUACACCAUCACAGUGUUUGAAAACACAGAGCCUGGGACGCUUCUGACCCGGGUGCAGGCCACAGAUGCAGAUGCAGGAUUGAAUCGGAAGAUUUCCUAUUCACUGAUUGACUCUGCUGAUGGGCAGUUCUCCAUUAAUGAACUGUCUGGAAUUAUUCAGUUAGAAAAGCAUUUGGACAGAGAGCUACAGGCAGUGUAUACUCUCACUUUGAAAGCAGUAGACCAAGGAUUGCCAAGGAGGUUGUCAGCCACUGGCACUGUGGUCGUAUCAGUUCUGGAUAUAAAUGACAACCCACCUGUGUUUGAGUACCGUGAAUAUGGUGCCACAGUGUCUGAGGACACUCUGAUUGGGACGGAAGUUCUUCAGGUGUAUGCAGCAAGUCGGGAUAUCGAAGCAAAUGCAGAAAUCACCUACUCAAUAAUAAGUGGAAAUGAACAUGGAAAAUUCAGCAUAGAUUCCAAAACAGGGGCCAUAUUUAUCAUUGAGAACCUGGAUUACGAAAGCUCCCAUGAAUACUACCUGACUGUGGAAGCCACUGAUGGAGGCACACCUUCACUGAGUGACUUGGCAACUGUGAGCAUCAAUGUGACAGAUAUCAACGACAACACCCCUGUGUUCAGCCAAGACACCUACACGACAGUGGUCAGUGAGGAUGCCGUUCUUGAGCAGUCUGUCAUCACGGUCAUGGCCGAUGAUGCUGAUGGACCGUCAAAUAGCCACAUCCACUACUCGAUUAUAGAAGGCAAUCAAGGAAGUCCGUUUACGAUUGACCCUGUCAGGGGAGAAGUGAAAGUGACAAAACCUCUAGACAGGGAAAUGAUUUCAGGUUAUACGCUCACAGUGCAAGCUUCAGAUAAUGGCAAUCCACCCAGAGUCAACACGACCACAGUGAAUAUUGACGUGUCUGAUGUCAAUGACAAUGCUCCCGUCUUCUCCAAGGGCAACUACAGUGUCAUCAUCCAAGAAAACAAGCCAGUGGGUUUCAGUGUCCUACAGCUAGCUGUGACAGACAAGGACUCUUCUCACAACGGUCCCCCCUUCUUCUUUACUAUUGUGAAUGGCAAUGAUGACAAAGCAUUUGAAGUGAACCAGCAUGGAGUCCUCCUGACGGCAGCUGUCAUAAAGAGGAAAGUGAAGGACCAUUACCUCCUGCAUAUUAAGGUGGCGGAUAAUGGAAAACCCCAGCUGUCAUCUUUGACACACGUUGACAUCAGGGUCAUUGAGGAGAGCAUCCAUCCUCCUGCCAUUUUGCCACUGGAGAUUUUCAUUACUGCUUUUGGAGAGGAAUAUUCGGGUGGGGUCAUUGGAAAGAUCCAUGCAACAGACCAAGAUGUGUAUGACACGUUGACCUACAGUCUGGAUCCCCACACGGACAGCCUGUUCUCUGUUUCCAGCACAGGGGGCAAGCUGAUUGCACACAAAAAGCUGGAUAUAGGCCAGUACCUUCUUAAUGUCAGUGUAACAGAUGGGAAGUUUACAACAGUGGCUGACAUCACAGUUCACAUCCAACAAGUGACGCAGGAGAUGCUGAACCACACCAUUGCUAUCCGCUUUGCCAAUCUCACUCCGGAAGAAUUCGUUGGUGACUAUUGGCGAAACUUCCAGCGAGCUCUACGGAACAUCCUGGGUGUCAGGAAAAACGACAUACAGAUUGUCAGUUUGCAGCCCGCAGAACCUCAUUCGCAUCUAGAUGUCUUACUCUUUGUAGAGAAAUCAGGUACUGCCCAGGUUUCAACAAAGCAACUUCUGCUCAAGAUUAAUUCUUCUGUGACUGAUAUUGAGGAAAUCAUUGGUGUGAGGAUAUUGGAUGUGUUCCAGAAGCUCUGUGCAGGACUGAAUUGCCCCUGGAAAUUCUGUGAUGAGAAGAUAUCUAUGGAUGAAAAUGUUAUGUCAACACACAGCACAGCCAGACUGAGUUUUGUGACUCCCCGCCACCACAGGACAGCUGUGUGUCUCUGCAAAGAUGGGAAGUGCCCACCUGUCCAUCAGGGGUGUGAAGAAAAUCCUUGCCCUGCAGGAUCUGAAUGUGUUGCUGACCCAAGAGAGAAGUACACCUGUGUGUGUCCCGGGGGCGGGUUUGGUCAGUGCCCAGGGAGUUCAUCCAUAACCUUUACUGGAAACAGCUUUGUGAAAUAUCGUCUAACGGAGAAUGAGAACAAAUUAGAGAUGAGAUUGACCAUGAGACUGAGAACCUAUUCUCCCCAUGCAGUUGUGAUGUAUGCUCGAGGGACCGACUAUAGUAUCCUGGAGAUUCAUAAUGGAAGACUGCAGUACAAAUUUGACUGUGGAAGUGGCCCUGGAAUUGUCUCUGUUCAGAGUAUUCAAGUCAAUGAUGGACAGUGGCAUGCAGUGUCUCUAGAAGUGGAUGGGAAUUAUGCUAAAUUGGUUCUCGAUCAAGUCCACACUGCAUCAGGCACAGCACCAGGGACUCUGAAAACCCUGAACCUGGAUAACUAUGUGUUUUUUGGUGGUCACAUCCGCCAGCAAGGAACAAGGCAUGGACGAAGCCCCCAGGUUGCCAACGGGUUCAGGGGCUGUAUGGACUCCAUCUAUUUGAAUGGGCAGGAGCUGCCUUUAAAUAGUAAACCAAGAGCCUAUGCGCACAUCGAAGAAUGGGUAGAUGUGUCUCCUGGGUGCUUACUAACAGCCACAGAAGACUGUUCCAGUAACCCUUGUCAGAAUGGAGGUGUUUGCAAUCCCUCACCCACUGGAGGUUAUUACUGCAAGUGCAGUGCUUUGUAUGCGGGAACAUACUGUGAGGUGAGCGUCAACCCGUGCGCCUCCAACCCCUGCCUGUACGGUGGAACAUGCCUGGUAGACAAUGGAGCUUUUGUGUGCCAGUGCAGGGGAUUGUAUACUGGUCAGAGAUGCCAGCUUAGUCCGUACUGCAAAGAUGAACCAUGUAAAAAUGGUGGAACAUGUUUUGAUAGUUUGGAUGGUGCUGUUUGCCAGUGUGACUCAGGCUUUAGGGGAGAAAGGUGUCAGAGCGACAUUGAUGAAUGUGCUGGAAACCCCUGUCGGAACGGGGCCCUUUGUGAGAACACACAUGGCUCCUAUCACUGUAACUGCAGCCAGGAGUACAGAGGGAAGCACUGUGAGGACGCUGCUCCCAACCAGUAUGUGUCCACUCCCUGGAACAUUGGACUGGCUGAAGGAAUAGGAAUUGUUGUGUUUAUAGCAGGGAUAUUUUUACUGGUGGUAGUGUUUGUCCUCUGCCGCAAGAUGAUCAGUCGGAAGAAGAAACACCAGGCUGAACCUGAAGACAAGCGCUUGGGGCCAAGCACGGCCUUCUUGCAAAGACCUUACUUUGAUUCAAAGCUGAACAAGAACAUUUACUCUGACAUACCACCCCAGGUGCCUGUCCGCCCUAUUUCCUACACUCCAAGCAUUCCAAGUGACUCUAGAAACAAUCUUGACCGAAACUCCUUUGAAGGAUCUGCUAUUCCAGAGCACCCAGAAUUCAGUACCUUUAACCCCGAGUCUAUGCAUGGACACAGGAAAGCAGUGGCUGUGUGCAGUGUAGCCCCAAACUUGCCUCCACCACCGCCUUCCAAUUCCCCUUCUGACAGCGACUCCAUACAGAAGCCGAGCUGGGACUUUGACUAUGAUGCUAAAGUGGUGGAUCUUGAGCCUUGUCUUUCCAAGAAGCCCCUGGAGGAAAAGCCCUCCCAGCCGUACAGUGCCCGGGAGAGCCUGUCCGAGGUGCAAUCCCUGAGCUCCUUCCAAUCUGAGUCCUGUGACGAUAAUGAAUCUUUGGCUGCUCCUGACCUCAGCAAAUCAAGAGGGUACCACUGGGAUACAUCAGAUUGGAUGCCAACUGUUCCUUUGCCAGACAUACAAGAGUUCCCCAAUUACGAGGUUAUUGAUGAGCACACACCCCUCUACUCGGCAGAUCCAAAUGCCAUCGACACUGACUAUUACCCUGGGGGUUAUGACAUUGAAAGUGACUUUCCACCACCGCCGGAAGACUUCCCUACACCUGAUGAAUUACCACCAUUGCCUCCAGAAUUCAGCGAUCAGUUUGAAUCUAUACACCCACCUAGAGACAUGCCUGCUGCAGGUAGCUUGGGGUCUUCAUCCAGAAAUCGGCAGAGGUUCAACCUGAAUCAGUAUCUGCCCAAUUUCUAUCCUGUUGAUAUGUCUGAACCUCAAAAAAAGGGCACUGGUGAGAAUAGUACUUGUAGAGAACCCUUCACCCCUUACCCUCCAGGGUAUCAAAGAAACUUCGAAGCCCCCACUAUAGAAAACAUGCCCAUGUCUGUGUAUGCCUCCACGGCUUCCUGCUCUGAUGUGUCAGCGUGCUGUGAAGUGGAGUCUGAGGUCAUGAUGAGUGACUAUGAGAGCGGAGACGACGGCCACUUUGAAGAGGUCACGAUCCCUCCGCUAGAUUCCCAGCAACAUACGGAAGUGUGACACUCAAACUCCCCCCCAAAGUGCCUGGACUUUAUCGAACCUCGAGAUGGUGUGAGUGAUCCUCCGCAUUGCUCUUUGCAGCAGUGCUUAUGCGCUUCUUUCCCAUGAGCUGCAGUGGGCAUGGCUGCACUGAAUCACUUGCCUCUUGACAUGUUAGCCAUUUCCAGUGUCCUAACCUACUGUAAUUGGAUGGGGUUUUCAUUGGCUGUGCAUCUUUUUGUAUUUACAUGUGUCUGUGCUCAAAUAAGGAAACAAAACUUGGUCCUUACCAUCUUGUUAGCAUGAGUCAUGUAUUUAUAUAGAUUCGAUUAUUUUAAUUUUCCUUUUUGUGUAAAUUUUAUGUACAGAUUUGAUUUUUUUCCCCAUAGUUUUUACUAGGCUUUCAGGAUACGUCGUGCAUUUGUUUUCUGCUGAAUCUCAGUGGUGUUUGUCUCAUUACCUAGCUCCCUGAUUCUCUAACGUAACCAGGUUUCACUUUCUGUUCUUUUCCACUGAAGUAUGACAUUUCAUUAACACAUUUCAGUCUAGCCAUUUAUUUGUAGCUGUACAUAGAGGGUGAAGAAGAGCUGAUACAUGCACAUGUCUUAAAUGGGUUGCUGUAUUUUAGGAUUAUAAACAUUUUUCAUUAUUGGAAAGUGUAAAGGGGACCUUCUGCAUACCUGUUUAGAACCAAAACCGCCAUGACACAGUUUUUAUAGUGUCUGUAUAUUUGUGAUGCAAUGGUCUUGUAAAGGUUUUUACUGAAAACUACCAUUAGCCAGCCUUUCUUACUGACAAUAAAUUAUUAAUAAAAUA
Messenger RNA from Nannospalax galili (Upper Galilee mountains blind mole rat), 16022 nucleotides. RefSeq names its product FAT atypical cadherin 1 (gene Fat1). The transcript is spliced from 29 exons. Gene Ontology annotation, cellular component: plasma membrane. Gene Ontology annotation, biological process: homophilic cell-cell adhesion. Lineage: Eukaryota; Metazoa; Chordata; Mammalia; Rodentia; Spalacidae. The record is from RefSeq and is a predicted model, not a curated record. The coding region runs from base 1425 to 15227 and encodes 4600 amino acids. Gene Ontology annotation, molecular function: calcium ion binding.